AUGACGCUGCAAUCCAUUGUCACGAAUCGCUAUGACGGCCGACAAGACGCCCGCGGCAUGGCCGUUCCGUAUCCUCAACCCGCAUCUCCGACCCUGACCAACCCGGACAUGAUCCUGCCCGACUACGAUGAGCCCAACACGUAUCACACCCAGGCGAUGACGGGCCCGUCGCUGUGGAAUAGCGGACACCACAUCGAAGACGGAUUCCAGUUCACGCAAGACUUCUACGCCAAUCCCAACCCUCUGACAACGCCCAUCAUCUACGGCAAUGGAACCAUGCUUUCAGACAUUGGCGAGGUCACCGAGGUGGAGAGCGUCGUUGGGCCGAUUCCCUCGCGCAAGGCAUCCCAGGGCUCGAAUCACAGCUCCGGCGAUGAAGGCCCUUUUCGAGCAUCGCUGGCUGCGGGAAAGCGAUUUAUCCAGCAGCGACACCAGCAGCAACACCAGCAGCAACACCAGCGCCAGCAGCAAAGCGAUCGCGAGCGCAGAAUGUCCACCGACUCAACCAGCACAAUCGGCCCAAAUGACGGCGGCGCCUUUAUCGAUUUCGACGACUCCGCGAGCGUGGGCGAAGACAGCAUCUUCCAGGGCGACGACGAGGAAAGCAUGGCGUCCGAGUACGUGGAAGGAACAGCCGCCUCACACCACUUGCGCGCCUACGACCCGACGCCCGUGAGGAGACUGAGUGAUGAUGGGAAUGCUCUUAGCAAGCGAGCGGAGAUGAUUCUCGCCAAUGCUAAGGCGAGACUAACUCAUAUGGAGGACAACCUUACCCGAGCCAGAACUUUUAGCUAUUCAUCUGUAUCUGACGGUUCAACACCAUCGCCUACUAUGGGAAGGGCUGCUUCAGCGCUCCGCAGGCCGGAUGUAACAUCAGCUGCGACGAAUCUAGCGAAAGCAGUAAACGAGAAUGGUGCAAUAUCUGGGUCUUAUGGAACAUCAAAGGUGCCGGGCUAUACACAGCGUUCCGCUAGCGCUCUUGGUUCUGCUGGUGGUUAUCGGCGGCCUUUGCCUCAAUCCAGAAGUAUGGACGGCCUGGGGACCAGCGCUUCAGCUCAAGGCGCUCAUGGGCAUUUCAGCUACUAUCAAUCAGACGCUACUCUAGACGCUCUGACUGGGAAUGGAGGGCAGCGAAAUGGAUCACGAACAACCACCUCAGCGAGCCCCACGCCGGGAGCCUUUUCUGAGCUCGGGUUGACUCGAUCUGCCUCUGCAUCGCAGAUGCGCGACCUGCAGGACCAGCUGAAAGGCCUAAAGGGAAAGAUUUCUACGCUGAAAGAGCAAGCACGUGCGGACAGCAUGAAGCGACGCAGUCUUCAAAGCCUUCGUAUGCCUAGUCCGUUUACCAACGCUACCUGGGACCCGAACUCUGCGGAUGCGCGUGGCUUCUACAGCAGCGGGGAAGAUACACCAACGACAGCAGAGCAUGUUGACGGAAACUUGAGCAAUAGCGAUAACGACCAUGCACGAAAACAGCCCGAGUACAUAGCCGAGCCUAUCGAGGAAGUGGAGGAGGAAGAAGAGGAGCAAGAGCGAUUUCAAGAGCAGCACAAGGAGCACAUUGAGGAGCAAAUCGAGAAGCAGUACGAGGAGCAACACCAAGAAGAGUAUCAGGAACCAUAUCAGGAGUUGUAUCAGGAGCAAGAGGAGCAAGAGGAGGACAGUGGGGAGGGAGAGGGAGGUGAGCAGGGAGUUAGAGUGGUAAGCGAAUACCCUCAAACCCCAGAGCCAGAUGAGCUUUUCUCGGAAGUCGAAACCCCCAAGAUUCGGGCAAUGGCCAGCACAUUGAAACUGGACCAACAACAGGCAAUCAGUGGCCACCGGAGCGCGUCACCAGCAGAGAGUGUCGCUACCGAGUACACGGAGGUGGAGUCGAGCCCCGAGGCUGCUCACGACGGCUAUGCGAGCGAAGGCGAGGAGUCGCUGUAUCACGAGUCUUUCCAGCAGCCCAUCUCUCACGAAGACCGCGAAGAUGCCUUUGAUUACGAGCACUUCUUUUUGCACUCUGCCAUGAGCACCAUGGCGGCCCAGCGACUGCGCUCAGAAAGUGUGAGCUCUGCAGAGUCGGCAGAGUCGGCACAGUCGACAGACUCGGUGGAAACAACUCGCCCAGCAAUGCCGCACAGGCGGAGCAGCAGUGCGGAUACGACAGCAUCUGUGGACACGUUUGCAACGGCAGCUGAGGGACUGGACAGUCGUAGUGCAACGGCCCAGGGUGGGUUCAGAGUCUACACGGCGGCCGACUUGUUUGAAGAUGCUCGGCGAAGACACGCCCAUUCGUUUAGACACUCUUCGGUGAGCAGCAGCGACGAGACUGCUUCUACGCUUGGGACACAUCAAAGGAGCAGCACGAUGACGACGCCUCGGCCAACAAGCAACAGCUCCGUCAACUCUAUGCACCGACCGUCGCAUUCGUCUUUUGAGUCUAUCGGAACGAACCGGAGCUUCCCACUAAUCAGCAAGGCCAAGCUCAACGGUGGUAUCCUGACGCCUGGCGGCUCUCCUGACCAAGGGCUGAAGAAUAAGAUUAGAGACUCGCUCUUGACCGAGACGUCUAGCAUUUACAGCCAAACCAGCAGCAAUGACCGAGGCGCACAAUCGCCUGCACUGCAAGUCCUGUCCAAGGAUGUCCAGGUGACUGUUGAGAAACUGGUCGCAAGCAUCGGCAAGUGCGUUUUGGCACUGGGCGAGCCCGAUGGAGCCAAUCCAGGAGGCCAUGAAUUGUAUAAACGCAGGAUCGAGAUGGCUCUUCGCGUUCUUAACGGAGAAGCUGAUAUCCCUUGA
Molecule: messenger RNA, 2784 nt
Organism: Trichoderma gamsii
Lineage: Eukaryota; Fungi; Ascomycota; Sordariomycetes; Hypocreales; Hypocreaceae
Exons: 2
Coding region: 1-2784 (927 amino acids)
Source: RefSeq, a predicted model, not a curated record